UGCAGUAGGUGAAGGUAGGGUAUGUGGAAUACGCUCGAGCGCGUACAUACGUCAGUUGCGCGAUAAGAGACAACGUUAGCUGUGCACCGCGACUAGUAUUUCCGGGGGGAAAGAAAAACAAAAAGGACGAAAGGAGCGAGUGACUCGGAAGAAGUCUUCCGAGGGUGUACCAUGCCAAAGGAGUACGGGAAUUAGGACGACAAAAGCAGUCAACGUCGACCUGGAACUGUCAUGGAACGGCUUUCGAGAGUGGCAUGUUAUUUUCGAUGGAUGAGAAACGCGACACCUCGUGAUACAAAUGAGGUGGCUGCCGAGGACAAGCGUAAGACUUUUGAGGUUGAACAGUAUCGGAAUGUUGGAUGCAAUUUCGAAGCCUCGAGACGACUUUGUGACAUUCUGGAGAGUAUUCUUCUUUGGGAGAACUCUGUGAACAGUAUCUCCGUCGUCAUCGUAUUCAACAUACUGUUUUGGGGUAUUAUUGUAUUAGAGGUUCGUGACUUUGCUGCAGCCAGUAGUGUUGCAGUGGUCGUUGUCCUCUGGUGCCGUACCUUGGAAGCCCAAGCUCAAAAAGAAAAUAAAGCAUUGGAUACAGCUGCAUCUGAUGCAAAGGCAGAACAAAUUGAAAAAAUAGGAAGAAAAAUAAAAUCAGCCAUUUAUAGUUUGAAGCAAUUGAGGAAAGAUCAACCAGGAGUGUUUUGUACUGCGGUAUGCUCGUUUUCUUUGGGCCUAUGGAUAAUUGGUCAUACUGUAAAUGGUGUAUUUCUUGCAUAUACAAUAUGUAUGAGCAUUUUACUUGGACCUGCAUUGUUAUUAAAGCUACCCAGCAAAAUGAUAUUGCAUAAAGAGUGGGACAGUGAAAUUGAAGAAUUUUUACCAGCAGUAACUGAAGAUAAUCUUCAAGUUCUUACAAGAGCAGGAGAAUCAGGGGAUCAAUCUCCAACACCAACAAGUGUGUUGUUUGAUGCUCAAAAUGAAUUUUUUAAUGAUGAAGACCUUAUGGGUUUAAAAAUGCCAUCACAUGAAGAGGGAAGUACUGAUGGUGCAGAAGUUUCUGAAUUAGAGCUCAGUGCUGAAGAAACUGAUGUGGAUGGUAUCAAAUUUCAAAGAGGCCAUUUUGAGAAAGGGUCAUCUUCUGAAGAAGAAGCAGAACUUGAACCUAUAUCAAGGAAAAUAGUUAGCCAUAGUGAUGAAAGUGGUAGCGAAUUUGAAAUGAUUGACAGUCAAGAUAUUGACAAUUUAGAUAUUGCAUGAGAAUAACAGAUAUGUGAGCUGUGAAGUUAUUAUUAUGCAGAAUAGAA
Molecule: messenger RNA, 1298 nt
Organism: Habropoda laboriosa
Lineage: Eukaryota; Metazoa; Arthropoda; Insecta; Hymenoptera; Apidae
Exons: 7
Coding region: 232-1251 (339 amino acids)
Source: RefSeq, a predicted model, not a curated record